Molecule: messenger RNA, 1038 nt
Organism: Trichobilharzia szidati
Lineage: Eukaryota; Metazoa; Platyhelminthes; Trematoda; Strigeidida; Schistosomatidae
Source: the annotation of a GenBank genome assembly
AAUCUCGUUGACUUAGAAUAUGCGGACGAUAUAGCCCUUCUAGGCGAGGACUCUGACAAAAUGCAGAGUCUACUGAACACCCUGAGCAACAAUCUCCGCAUGUUUGGCAUGCGAUUCGCCCCUAUAAAAUGUAAGAUGAUGCUGCAGGAUUGGACUUCAUCGACCCCUAGAUUAGAAAUAGGAAGUGAAGUGGUAGAACACGUUGACCGCUUCACUUACUUGGGAAGUACCAUCAGCCCCAACGGGUUGAUCUCCGACGAAAUUUCAGCACGAAUACAGAGGGCUAGGUUCACAUUCGCCAGUUUUCGCCGUCUCUGGCGUAGAUGCGAUAUCCGACUAUCGACCAAAGGGCGUGUGUACUGCUCAACAGUCCGCUCCGUCCUCCUUUAUGGCUGUGAGACCUGGCCAUUGAGAGCAGAAGACAUGAAAAGAUUAGCUGUCUUCGAUCAUAGGUGUCUGCGUUCUAUCUCCCGCGUGAAGUGGUAUAAUAAGGUGAGCAAUAUUGAGGUUAGGCGUCGAGUGCUAGGUAAGGCGGGGAAAUCAAUCGACGAGACUGUGAAAUUACUUCGACUGAGAUGGUUGGGACAUGUGCUACGUAUGCCUAGUCAUCGCCUUCCUCGACGGGCAAUGUUAGCUGAUAUAGGGUCAGGCUGGAAAAGAGCUAGCGGUGGUCAAACCAAAACAUGGCACCAAUCAAUGAAAUCCACAACAGUUAAUCUAAGCCACGUAGGAAGAUGUAGACUUCCUGGUUGGGGCCCUCGGGAUGGUAAAAACCAAUGGUUGGAAACAAUUGGUGACAUGGCUCAAAAUCGUUCUCAGUGGCGCAGAUGCAUCCACUCCUUGUGACUUAUGAUUUCCAAUUAAACUUUUGUUCUCCGUUAUUACUAUUCCUUUGUCUCACACCUCUGUUUACUGUCUAUAUUAUGCAUUUCUUCUACUUUCUUCUCUUGCUUUGCGUGCUACAUAGAUUGUGGCGACUUGAACUGCCGCACAUAUGUGCAAAGUUCUAUGUCGAAAACCGACCGACCGACCGACCGA